UCUCCCAGCCCACUUAAACACUCACUCUUCCCAGUGGGCCUUUCAUCGCCAUCCUCCGUUCAAUCCGUCACCUUCUACGACUUUCUCGAUCGCACGCGAAACCUAGCUUCCCUCGAUCUCGUUCGAUCCAUCAAAAGUGAGUAAUGAUGGUUUGUGGCUACACUACUGAAAAUUUCCGAAACAUAGAUCGGUAACGAUACCAGGUCUAGUACUGUGGGAAACCCUUGUUUGAGAGAUGUUUUGCGUUCUAGCAGACACUGCAAGUUGCGAGAACAUACACAACCUCGGUGACUGCAGAAUGGGCUAUGUCACUUCCCCUCAACUAUCAUGUUUUGCUAAAGAAAGCCAGAGCUGAGCUUAACCACCAUGUUGGUCUAGACCAUUUAGCAGAAGAACCUGAUUUGGUCAAGUUGCCUUACCUCCUGUGCAUAAUCAAUGAAACUCUUCGGCUGUUUCCAGCAGCACCAUUUCUAGUGCCACAUGAAUCAUCUGAUUACUGCACAAUUGGAGGGUACGAUGUACCAUCAACAACAAUGUUGAUUGUGAAUGCAUCGACCAUUCAUCGAGAUGCCAAGGUGUGGGAGGACCCUGAAAGUUUCAGGCCAGAAAGAUUUGAAGGAUUGGAAGGUGAAGUUGAGGCAUAUAAUUUCAUACCCUUUGGUCAAGGAAGAAGAUCCAGCCCUGGGGCUGGCCUUGCCAAAAGAGUGAUGGGAUUAGCAUUAGCCACUUUAAUUCAGUGUUUUGAGUGGGAGAGAAUUAGUGAAGAGGAAGUGGACUUGAUAGAAGGAACUGGUCUUACAAUGCCUAAAGUCGAGCCAUUAGAGGCCAUGUGCAAAGCUCGCGAGUGCAUGUUAAAUGUGCUUUCAAAGCUUUGAUUAUUGCUUUUGUAUCUUCUUAUAUAUUUGUGGCUUCACAAUGUUGCAGACUUCGUUUCCUAUAAUGGAACUUAUGGGCUUAAUCUAAAG
This is a messenger RNA of Pistacia vera, 965 nucleotides long. Its product is annotated as cytochrome P450 81Q32-like. Gene Ontology annotation, molecular function: iron ion binding; monooxygenase activity; heme binding. The coding region runs from base 306 to 875 and encodes 189 amino acids. NCBI's taxonomy places the organism in Eukaryota, Viridiplantae, Streptophyta, Magnoliopsida, Sapindales, Anacardiaceae. The record is from RefSeq and is a predicted model, not a curated record. The transcript has 3 exons.